AUGUUCGUCUUUCGUGUUUGGCCCUCCUAAAAAGGCCCCAUUUUAGUUUAAAUGCGCAGGUGAAAAGCAGAGGGGCCGCCCUGCGGAGCUGUUUAGCUUCCGCGUUUCCUGGCUGCUGCCGCCCAAUAAGAGAGAACGGCUCUGAAAUGUAACUGAAAGAGAAAGUAAAAAGAAAAAGGCUCAGGGAAGUCCACUCCAUAAUCCUGCUUUUCUCAUUCAGCGGCAGCGCUGGCAUGCUGUUUCCUUCCUGCUGACUCCUAAAAACUCCAGAUUUCUCGACCAUCCACCUCCACGCAGGUCAUUUCAGGCCCCCGCUGAGUUCAUCUGAGGUGAGACCGGAGGAGGAAAAUGUCCCGCGGCUCCAACGCUGGUUUUGACCGACACAUCACCAUUUUUUCACCUGAGGGCCGACUCUACCAAGUCGAGUAUGCCUUCAAAGCCAUCUCUCAGAGUGGGCUGACAUCUGUCGGAGUCAGAGGGGCGGACAGUGUCGUGGUGGUCUCGCAAAAGAAAGUACCGGACAAGCUGCUGGACUCCUCCACUGUGACCAACAUGUUCCAUCUAACCCCUCGCAUUGGCUGUGUGAUGACGGGCCACAACGCGGACAGCCGCUCACAGGUUCACCGGGCCCGGGUGGAGGCUGGAGAAUGGAAAUAUAAGUUUGGCUAUGACAUCACGGCGGACGUGUUGUGUCGCAGGCUGGCUGAUAUUUCCCAGGUGUACACACAAAACGCAGAGAUGAGGCCACUAGGCUGCUGUAUGAUCCUGGUGGCUAUUGACCCCCAGCUCGGCCCCGUCCUGUAUAAAUGUGACCCGGCAGGGUACUACUGCGGCUUCAGAGCCACUGCGGUUGGGGCCAAACAGACAGAGGCCAACAGCUACUUAGAGAAGAAACUCAAGAAGAAGCCAGAAUUGAGCCACGACAGGGCUGUGCAGAUGGCUAUAUCCUGUCUGUCCUCUGUGCUGUCGUUGGACUUCAAAGCCACAGAGCUGGAGGUCGGGGUAGUGACCAAAGACAAACCUAAGUUCAGGACCCUGACAGAGGCUGAGAUUGAAGUCCACCUUGUUGCCAUAGCAGAGCGAGAGUAGAGGCACCUUCACAGAUGUUAUCAGCGAUUCUUCACAGCAUUUCAUGUUCAGCGUACCUGCCCUGCUGACCACAAUCUGAGGACAAAGAAGAACAGUCUUCCCUCUGUCCCAAAACUUGGAUCAUGUGCAUCUGAUAAUGAAACGAUGUUAUAAAGGGUUGAUCGAUGCAGGUUAGAUUGGCUGUGAUUUAGCUGACAUCUCCGUUGAGGUUGUAAAAAUAAAAUCCACAGUAACACUCCCAUCAUUUGGACAGCUUGUCUGGUCCUGCAUCUUUUUACUCUUCUAAAUUCUUCAGGCAACCAGGGGACUUUUUUCCACCUUUGUAACAACACUUCAUAAUAAAACCGGCUGGAUAGCUGACCAAA
This is a messenger RNA of Girardinichthys multiradiatus, 1454 nucleotides long. It is a transcript of the gene psma6l, whose product is annotated as proteasome 20S subunit alpha 6, like. The transcript is spliced from 7 exons. NCBI's taxonomy places the organism in Eukaryota, Metazoa, Chordata, Actinopteri, Cyprinodontiformes, Goodeidae. Bases 349 to 1089 code for a protein of 246 amino acids. The record is from RefSeq and is a predicted model, not a curated record. Gene Ontology annotation, biological process: ubiquitin-dependent protein catabolic process. Gene Ontology annotation, cellular component: proteasome core complex, alpha-subunit complex; cytosol; nucleus.